AUGAGCUCGGCGCCUCCUGACGAUGGCGUUGUUCCUUCCUCCGUCACCAUGCCCAGGGAGGGGCAGAGGAUCAAGUACUCGAGGGAGCUCCUGCUCGCCGUCGCCAGCUCCGACGCCUGCAAGGUGCUGCCCGCGGGCGUCGACCUGUCCAAGCACCCCGAUGACGUGAAACUCUGGGUUCGCGCGGAGACUUGGGCCGCCCGCUCGGUUGGAGGAGCAGCACCUGGACGCCAAGGGAAGUCGGAAUUGCCUCAGCGAGCGCGAGAGCCGGAGUCUUUUCAAGCAGGCGUAGGAAGCAAAUCGAAGCCAUGCAUCAGAUUCUUCAGUACUGCAGGUUGCCGCUUUGGUGACAACUGUCGCUUCAUCCACUACAUCCCGGGCGGCUACGUGGCCGUCGAGAAACUGGGCAUCCUGAGUGGCGCAGCUCCAGCUCUUCCACCAGCACAAGGCGUGGAGAAUCCCGGCAAGCAUUUGUCCAUGGACAACUCGACGCAACCACCCACAGAACCAACUCCUACCGGUGACCAUGCACUUCAAGCACAGACGGCGCCCGACCCCCGCAAGGAAGCGGUGGCGAGCUUCGGCGCUUCGUCGACGGCCAAGAUCAGCGUGGACGCGUCCCUCACGGGCGCCAUCAUCGGGCGUGGCGGAGCCACCAUAAAGCAGAUAUCCCGGGCCAGCGGCGCCAGGCUGCGCGUCCGCGACCACGACUGGGACGCCGACUUGAAGAACGUGGAGCUGGAGGGCACGUUCGACCAGAUCAAGAAUGCUUACGAUAUGGCCAUGGAGCAGCUGAUCCACGUUGUCAACCACGACGGCGGCGGUGCCCCUUCGCCUGCGGCAGGAGCAAAUACGACGUCUCACGGCGGCGGAUGGCAAUUAGACAGCUUCAAGACCAAGCUCUGCGGGCACUUCGCCAGGGGAUGCUGCACUCAUGGCGACGGGUGCCGCUUCGCCCACGGCAAGAGCGAGCUGCGCAGGCCGGUUCCUGCUCCUCGUGAUCCGGGUGGUUGGUAGCGAUCGACCG
Molecule: messenger RNA, 1027 nt
Organism: Triticum aestivum (bread wheat)
Lineage: Eukaryota; Viridiplantae; Streptophyta; Magnoliopsida; Poales; Poaceae
Product: zinc finger CCCH domain-containing protein 14-like
Exons: 4
Coding region: 1-1017 (338 amino acids)
Molecular function (GO): mRNA binding; metal ion binding
Source: RefSeq, a predicted model, not a curated record